This is a messenger RNA of Paraglomus occultum, 909 nucleotides long. The record is from the annotation of a GenBank genome assembly. Lineage: Eukaryota; Fungi; Glomeromycota; Glomeromycetes; Paraglomerales; Paraglomeraceae.
AUUGAAGCUGAGCUCGCUUUAUGGCUUGUUCGCGACAAAGCCUUGUUGGAACCUGUCGAAAGCAAUGGCUUACCUCUAGAGAAAGUGGCUUAUCAUAUGGAAUUGUUUGAAGCGUGCCAGGUUAGGCUCGAGGAAAUCAGAAAGAAAAUCCCGCAAGAACCUAUUCCGCAUGAAAAAGUUGCUUUAAUUACCGGAACGUCUUCUGUCGGGACAUUUGGAAAUUUCAGCAUGUUGCAGACGUCUAUCGAAAAUCCCUCCGAGUUGUUGUCCGCGCUUGAAAUUCUUUUAUGCUUUGUCAAGAGAAUGUCCACCGGUGACGGUGAUGUCCUUCUAAAUGAUUAUGUCAAGCAAUGGAUGAAGAUAGAAACGCUUGAGAAACAUGCGGAAAUGAAAAAGAUAUUGAAUGCAGGUUUAGAAUUAAAACACAUCGUUUCGCUAUACGAGUUGGUGGAAGACAGAGUAGACGAUAUACUUAUUGACUGUGUUGAUCCGAAAUACAAACGCGACAUGCCGGUUGAUAUACACGAUGAACUGAUGAACGCUUGCGAAUUUGAAGACACUGACGGUAGACUUGGGAAAAUUCCUGCUGCAGCUUUUGCAAAAGCCUUGAAGCGUUUUGCGUUGAGGAUGUUGUCUGUAAAACGGGUUGACGAGAAUUGGAAACUCAAUUUAUAUUUGAGUCAGAUGGACUUCUGGUCGGACGUAUCUGAAGAGAUUGUUGGAAAUUACUUUCCAGAAAACUUGCUUGUCGCUCAUAGUCAUUCGGCUUAUUGUGCGAUCAAAACGAAGAUGGAUAAAAUACGUUCUAAGCAGCAAUCUAUGGCCAGCUCAAACAACUGUCCUCUUAUGAAAUCACAUACCAGUAUUAAAGUGAAGAAAGCGCAGAGACAGAAGUUCAAUCAUGCAUAG